GUUCCUUUACUCACUUGUGUUAUCUCGUCGUCACACAUCGCUCCAAGGAGAAAAUGGCACUCUCCUUCCUUCGAAUCCCCGGUAACUGCUGCAUUCCAUACACCAACCUGCAACCUUUCCCUUCCAAAAAUAUCCUCCGCAAGACCACGGUGGUGGCGGCGGCGGCGGAGCUCCAAGCGCCGAUGGGGCUGGCGGGUGGAACCGAUUACGAGUUUCCAGGUGGUAAUGUUCCAACCCAUAAGGUUACAGUCCACGAUAGACAACGAGGAGUUGUUCACGAGUUCUCAGUGCCUGAGGACCAGUAUAUAUUACAUACUGCUGAAUCCCAGAACAUUAACCUUCCAUUCGCCUGCAGGCAUGGUUGUUGUACUAGCUGUGCUGUGCGGAUCAAGAAUGGACAGAUUAAACAGCCACAGGCACUUGGGAUAUCUGCCGAGUUGAGAGAGAAGGGUUAUGCACUUCUUUGUGUCAGCUUCCCAACAUCAGACGUUGAAGUAGAAACUCAAGAUGAAGAUGAGGUAUAUUGGCUUCAAUUUGGACGUUAUUUUGCCCGAGGACCGGUGGAAAGAGAUGACUAUGCCUUGGAGUUGGCCAUGGGUGACGAGUGAGUAAGCAAUGUAGAAAAUCUGUCACGCAAUGGAGCAGGCAAUGCGAAUUUUGUUUCCCCCUUCUUUUUCAUCUUUUUUUUUUAUGUUUCUAUGUCAUCUUGAUAUUUUUCACUAGAUAUAUAAACACUAUUGUUAAUGUCAAUAUCAACAAUGAAAGAAGUAGAAGUUAGAGGAUGCCUUCGGUACUGAUAUGGAUGGAUUUUGUUAGGGAUGGACUGGAUGAAUAUGGACUAAUGGAUUAUUUUGUCAGGCUUAGGACCAAUGAAAAUAUCUCAAAACUCAUAAAGUUGCAACACCAAAAAUAUCUUCAUAAUAAAAUAGAGUCACUUUUAAUUGUUAUUA
This is a messenger RNA of Lotus japonicus, 950 nucleotides long. RefSeq names its product ferredoxin C 2, chloroplastic. Lineage: Eukaryota; Viridiplantae; Streptophyta; Magnoliopsida; Fabales; Fabaceae. The coding region runs from base 54 to 608 and encodes 184 amino acids. Gene Ontology annotation, molecular function: 2 iron, 2 sulfur cluster binding; electron transfer activity. The transcript has 6 exons. Gene Ontology annotation, biological process: electron transport chain. The record is from RefSeq and is a predicted model, not a curated record.